AUGGAUUCGGCUAGUAGCAGCGCGCGGACGGUGGCGGCGUGCGUGAUCGGCGGGAUCGUGCUGGGUGCCUCGGUGGUCGCGCUGCACCUCGGCGCUGGCCCCGCGGCCCCGAGUCUACCACCGGUCGAGGCCCUCCGGCGGCGCUUCCGCCGCCGCCGCCGCCCCGUGCGGGUCUACAUGGACGGCUGCUUCGACAUGAUGCACUACGGCCACUGCAACGCGCUGCGCCAGGCGCGGGCGCUCGGGGACGAGCUCGUCGUCGGCGUCGUCAGUGAUGACGAGAUCACCGCCAACAAGGGACCACCCGUCACGCCGCUCCACGAGAGAAUGAAAAUGGUCCGUGCUGUCAAAUGGGUUGACGAUGUCAUUCCAGAUGCACCAUAUGCCAUAACCGAAGAUUUCAUGAACAAGCUAUUCAAUGAGUACAAUAUUGAUUACAUAAUUCAUGGUGAUGAUCCUUGCCUGCUACCAGAUGGCACUGACGCAUAUGCCCUUGCCAAAAAGGCUGGCCGAUAUAAGCAGAUUAAAAGAACCGAAGGAGUGUCAACAACAGACAUUGUUGGAAGAAUGCUUCUUUGUGUUAGAGAGAGACCAGUUUCUGAUAAUCAGAGCCACUCUUCACUACAAAGACAGUUCAGUCAUGGGCAUGGUCAGAAUAUUGAUGAUAGUGGAUUUGGAAAUGGAACAAAAAUAUCUCAUUUUCUUCCCACAUCUCGGCGGAUAGUUCAGUUCUCAAAUGGCAGGGGGCCAGGACCAGAUUCCCGGGUAGUUUACAUUGAUGGUGCAUUUGAUCUGUUCCAUGCUGGACAUGUCGAGAUAUUGCGACUUGCUCGAGGGCUUGGAGAUUUCUUGCUUGUGGGCAUUCACACAGAUCAGACCAUAAGUUCAACUCGAGGACCACAUCGCCCAAUCAUGAAUCUCCAUGAGCGCAGUUUGAGUGUUUUGGCUUGUCGUUAUGUUGACGAAGUAAUCAUUGGUGCUCCGUGGCACAUUUCAAAAGACAUGAUUACCACUUUUAAUAUUUCAUUGGUUGUUCAUGGAACUAUAGCUGAGAACAUGGACUAUACAGAGGACGAUUCAAAUCCAUAUGCUGCUCCAAUUGCUAUGGGCAUUUAUCAUAAGCUGGAUAGCCCUUUGGACAUCACCACUAGUACUAUUAUAAGGAGAAUAGUUUCUAACCAUGAAGCCUACCAGGUAACUACCCUGAAACUGGGUUAG
This is a messenger RNA of Triticum turgidum subsp. durum (durum wheat), 1218 nucleotides long. NCBI's taxonomy places the organism in Eukaryota, Viridiplantae, Streptophyta, Magnoliopsida, Poales, Poaceae. The record is from the annotation of a GenBank genome assembly.